UUCUACUUUUCCUAUUCUUCUCAGUUCUCGGACAACCAGAGCAGAGAAUGAUCUUGCGCCAAAUCCUCCGUUCCUAUCAUUCCGAAACGCUCCUUAAACUCGAAAACCAUCCGCUGAACCCUUUUGCAUCACCGCAUUUGAUCUCCCCCAGACCCUUUUCACUUUCGUCUUAUUUCAAACCCCUAGAAGACGCAGAACCAAUUAGCUCUGAGAAUGCUGUUGGAGAAAAUAAGAAAUCAAGAAAAGCUUUGAAUGUUUACUUCAAAGAAGCUGUUGGACUCUUAAAAAAGACCCCAGAAGAUAUUGGAACUGAAAGUGAAGGUGAAAAUGGAGAGCUCAAGAAGAGAUUGAAGAAAUUGGAGGAGGAAUUGAGGGGCUUGAAGCAGAAAAAGAAGGAUGAGAAGGAGAAUUUGAAGAAUAAGGAGCACAAGAAGAAAGAGGGGGUGCAUAAGAAUGAAGGGUUGUCAAACUACGAGGAAAAAUCUGGGGGUUCAUCUUUAUCAUCGUUGUUCGCUAAUAAGUUUGGGAGGGAUGAUGGAAAAAAGAUGAAGGAUUUGAAAGAAUUGAGAAUGGAGGAUCCGGAGGUUUAUAAGGAGCUUUCUCCUGACAUGGAAAUGUUUGUGACGCAUUUAUACAAUAAUGGGUACUUUAAGGAUUCGAAUUUCUUGCCUAGGAAUAGGCUUGAUAUUAGUUGUUUCGAGAAUAGUUAUGCUCGAGAUUUUAUCAAGUUUGCAGCUGAGCAGUUUGGCAUGGAUAAUCAGGAGAUUGCAAAAUGGAUGUCAGGCAGCGACUUGAAAAAGCUGGCCCUUUUCGGUUGCCCUUCUCCUGGUAAGAAGAUUGUCUUUUCCGCUAAAAGAUUGCGCAGAUUCUUCAAAAUUCAGGAAAACACUGUUUGUGACAAAUGCGUGUUAAAACAAUCAUGCAAGUUUGUUAAUCAGAGUAUUUGGAGAAGCAAUGACAACAAUCUAGAUAUGGCGGUUGUAAUGAGGAUCAUUACCUCGUAUGCUUUGGAGUCAGGUCCUCCACAAUUGGUGGUGCCUGAUGAAAUAAAAGCUACUGUCAGGCGAUUGCUGAAGGAGGCUGUAAACCUUAGUCAAACUGUUGUGUCUUAGAGGCCUUUUUUCCAGAACCCAUAUCUGCACAAGCCUUUCAAGCAGCUCUGAUAAUUGUAUAGGAUACUAAACUAAUCUCACAGACCUUGUUGCACCAGGAAGCAUAUCUGGUCAUGUACAAGCAUGCCUUCAGAGCAACUAAAGUGCCAAGUUCAUGGAUUUAUUAGAGUGUAUGCUGAAACCUUGAACUAAUUUUAUGUUCUAAUCAAAUUUCUCGACUAUAGAAGGUUUUUGACU
Molecule: messenger RNA, 1349 nt
Organism: Coffea arabica (coffee)
Lineage: Eukaryota; Viridiplantae; Streptophyta; Magnoliopsida; Gentianales; Rubiaceae
Cellular component (GO): cytoplasm
Molecular function (GO): mRNA binding
Source: RefSeq, a predicted model, not a curated record